Messenger RNA from Ooceraea biroi (clonal raider ant), 1577 nucleotides. RefSeq names its product abscission/NoCut checkpoint regulator. Gene Ontology annotation, biological process: mitotic cytokinesis checkpoint signaling; abscission. NCBI's taxonomy places the organism in Eukaryota, Metazoa, Arthropoda, Insecta, Hymenoptera, Formicidae. Gene Ontology annotation, cellular component: midbody; cleavage furrow; centrosome. Gene Ontology annotation, molecular function: phosphatidylinositol-3-phosphate binding. The record is from RefSeq and is a predicted model, not a curated record.
CUAUAUUUUAUGUUGAUUACGCUAAAGAUGAUGUCAGACUGUCCUGCAGGUUGUCAAUAUCCUGUGACAACGCUUGAGUGCCGUGUUAAAUAAUGCGAAACAUACAAAUUGGACACACUGCGUGAUAAUUUAUCCUAAACAGUUACAUAAUAAUUUGAGGCCAAAAUUGAAAGUUAACAUUCAAAGCCUCCAUCGAGGAUGAAUUAUUUACUAUUUUUCUUGUCACUAAAGAAUUGAAAGAAUGCCCUGCAAUACUUGUCAAGCAAAAUUUUCGGUCUUUACGAAGGAAAUUGGUUGUCCUGCAUGUGGCUUUUCUCAUUGUAAAAAGUGUCUCAAGUAUAAAUGCGAGAUUCCUAACGUAGGAACGAAGAAGGUUUGUGGACCUUGUUACAAUAAAUUGAGCAAAAUGAGCAACUCGAGUCCCGAGGACGCUACGAAUGAUACAUUGAUGUCUGAUGCAAACGAAAAAUUAAAACUGUUUUCUAUGGUGGAUGACGUUGUUAUGAAGUUGGAUUCAUUAGAAAAUCCAGCAAAACCUCCAAUAGUAAUGUACAAGCAUACAAGUCACUGGGACAAGCUUAAGAAAGGACUGGAGCCAGCUGAUCAGCAAAUUGUAGACAGGCUACAAAAGCUGAAGGACGACAAGCGAAACCAUCCAUUACCCACAGACGAUGAGAUCAAGCAAAGACUGGCGCUAUUAAAAGAUCAAGAUCCAGAGGCCAAUAGGAGUAAGACGAUAAAUAUACAUCAAGUAGAUACCAGAACGGAUCAACAGAAAGCAGAUGAUUUAAUUCAACAAUAUUAUGAGCAGCUGCAACUUGCAUCAGCCAAUGAUCCUUAUACAGAGAUCCAAGGGAGACUGAUGGCACUACACAAAGAUGAUGAUGUUUAUUUUAAUCAAAAUAAAGGAAAAGAAAUGCAAGAUAUGACAAUUAACGUAACGGAUGAUGACAGUGACGAUGAUGUGAAAUCGGUCAACAAGCUUAUAGCAUCCUUAAAGUUACAACAAAUGGAUGAUUUAAGUGAGGAGUUGGAUGUAUCUUCAGCUAGUGAUCCCUCUGAUCAAAGUCGGGAAAACUCCGAAGAAGAACCGCGAAGUGAUGAUAAAACCAUUUGAUGAACCACAAAAGAAAUUGUGGUUUUAUGCGGAUGGGAGAUAGAUAAGUGGGUAAGAUGCUUGUAAGCUGCGAGUGAAUGAAACUUGUGUGGGUAUACAAGUUGUACUCCAGAUGCAAAUAUACUCUACUGCUUUACAUGCUUUAAAAAUUUCAAUACUUGUGGUGAAAUGAUGAACAAACAUCACAGCAUUGAUUUAUAACUGAGCUGUGGUAAAAAUUAUCUUCUAUAAAAAUGUUAUUGUACUAAACUUGAUAGAUUGUUCUUUGAGUCUUUAAAAACCGAAUUAUCACUUGCUUUAACUACAUCAUUUUAUAUAACUUUGGUCAUUGUUAUUGAUUUACAAAUUUUAUUAGCUUGUUUUAUCACUGUACAAUAGGUACAAUAUUGCAUGCACGUAUGAAUAUGUAUAAGUAUAUUAUAAUGUAUUAAUUCUAUUGUAUAAAUAUUAUUUUUCACAA